AUGUGGCUGCAGCAGAGGCUUAAGGGACUCCCAGGACUGCUGUCCAGCAGCUGGGCUCGGAGAGUCCUUGCACUAUUGGGGUUCCUUUUCAUCAUCUACUGGUAUAUCUCCUCAGGACCAAUGUUUAGAUCCUUGUGGUACUCAAGUCAGCCUCGUGGUGCUCCUGGAGCUUGCCUACAGACACAGACUAAGCAAUGGAAAGCACUUGCAGAGAAAGGAGAUGUGAUGAUGGUUACAUAUCCCGGUGAAGAAUCCAAAUUGCAGGGCCCAGCCACGGUUGGCAAUGGACAUGUUCUUGUUGAUGUUGGGAAAAACACCUUGUGGGUUUCCUCCUCAUCUGUAUCUUUUCACUUGACGGACUAUCCCCCAUUGACAUUUGUAAGGCAUUCAGGUACUUCAUCAGAAGUCCACACCACUGCUGUUUUCCUUAGAGAGGGUUUGAUACGGACAGUUCGCUGCAUGCAGAUUGAGGCAUCUGACACCGCCAGGGACUGUGUUUCUGUCCGGGAGGACUACUUUGCUCACAGGAGCCGACCUCAUGUGUAUGUGCAGAGGAUCCAUGUCACCAAUCCUAGCGAAAGAGUUGUGGCUUUUGAUAUCGCUACUCAGAAGCCACUUGCUGGGACCAAAUUCUCCAGCAGUGUCGAGAAGGUCCAAGACCGGCAAUUUCUGCUGUCCUCUGGACGGGUUUCCUUGGAAGAUGGAAAAAGUAUGCUGGUGGUGGUUGCCACCAAAAAGGUGGUCAGCAGGGUGCAAGUCAGCCCAAAAUCUGAGUUUGAUGAGACAUUUUUGUCUGUUAUUUACACAUCUGAGCCAAUUGAUUCCGGAAAACUGGAAGAAACUUUUAGCAAGUUACGGGAGGCUGCCAAGAAAGAGAUGCUGGAGGUGAUGCGGAUGAGGGUGGAGGACUUGUUUAAUGAACAUCAGCAGAUAUGGUCUGACUUGUUUGUUUCAGGAAUUGAGAUGAGAAAGAUCAAAGAUGCUCACACACCCACCAGCGACACCAUCAACAUCACUCUUUACUACAUGCUGUCCUGCUCUCCAGCACCUCUUGUGGACCCUCUUAUAAGCAAUGAAGAGCGUGAAAAGAUGGAGCUGACGCUAAAUUAUGCCGACCAUUGUUUUAGCGGUCACGCCAGCAUGCAUGCUGAGAACCUGUGGCCGAGCAAACUUGGAGGGAUCACCCAGCUUCUCCAGCUUUGGGACCUUUGGAAACUGACCUUGCAAAAAAGAGGCUGCAAAAGCCUUGUGGCGGCUGGUGCCCACGGACUCAUGCAGGGGAUGAUGCUUAGCUUUGGUGGUCUUCAAUUCACGGAAAACCACCUACAGUUCCAGUCUGACCCUCAUGUCCUUCACAACAGCUACGCUCUCAGAGGAAUACAUUACAACAAGGACCUCAUCAAUCUCGCUGUCCUGCUUGAUCUGGAUGAAAAGCCAUUCCUUCACGUGUCUGUGAAGUUCCAGGAUAAGUUGGUGAAACUUUAUGCCUGUGAGGCCGGGUGUUUGCAUGAGCCGGUGGAGCUGACAUCGGAGCUCAAAGGGCAUGUAUUUCCCGUUCUGGUGACUCAGCCGUUAACACCAUUGCUGUAUAUCUCCACUGAACUGACGCAUCUGCAGGAUUUGAGGCACACCUUGCAUCUGAAGGAGAUCUUGGCCCACGAGGAGCACAUGGCCAAGCAGUAUCCAGGACUUCCCUUCCUCUUCUGGUUCAGCGUGGCUUCUUUGAUCACACUCUUCCAUCUCUUCUUGUUUAAGCUGAUCUACAAUGAGUACUGUGGCCCCGGGGCCAAGCCCCUCUUCCGGAGUAAGGUAUAA
Molecule: messenger RNA, 1815 nt
Organism: Staurois parvus
Lineage: Eukaryota; Metazoa; Chordata; Amphibia; Anura; Ranidae
Source: the annotation of a GenBank genome assembly